CGCGGGGCUACUCCAGCCUCAGGGGGGCGCCCGGGCAAUGCGGCCCUGAGGGGAGCGGGGACCCCGGCCCGGCGCCAUCUUCCCUCCGGCCGCCGCGAUGGCCAGCGCGUCGUACCACAUCUCCAGCCUGCUGGAGAAGAUGACCUCCACCGACAAGGACUUCAGGUUUAUGGCCACCAACGACCUGAUGAUGGAACUGCAGAAAGAUUCAAUAAAACUGGACGAAGACAGCGAGAAAAAAGUGGUGAAGAUGCUUUUGAAGUUGCUGGAGGACAAAAAUGGGGAAGUACAGAACAUCGCUGUCAAGUGUGUUCAUUCUAGAAAUGCAAUUGAAUGGGUCAGUUCACCACAGGGCUCCAGAAAGUCUGGGCCCGCUGGUUGGCAAGGUGAAGGAGUAUCAGGUGGAAACCAUUGUGGAUACGCUGUGCACAAACAUGUUGUCAGACAAGGAGCAGCUGCGGGAUAUCUCCAGCAUUGGACUGAAAACAGUCAUCUCUGAGCUGCCGCCAACUUCUACAGGCUCCACCAUGACAGCAAAUGUGUGCAAAAAGAUCACAGCCCAGCUGACAGGAGCCAUUGGCAAGCAGGAGGAUGUGUCCGUGCAGCUGGAGGCCCUUGACAUCCUGUCAGAUAUGCUGAGCAGACUAGGGGGAACACUCUACUCUUUCCAUUCCUCCAUCCUGAACUGCCUCCUGCCUCAGCUGACAAGCCCCAGGCUGGCAGUACGGAAAAGGGCCAUCAUUGCCUUGGGACAUCUUGUCUUGACCUGCAGCGGAAGCAUCUUCUCAGAGCUCACCGAGCAUUUGCUUGCUGAGCUGAAGAGGAAUGAGUCUACUUCUACUACGAGGACAUACAUUCAGUGUGUUGCUGGCAUCAGCAGGCAGGCUGGACAUCGCAUAGGAGAACAUCUGGAGAAGAUAAUUCCUCUGAUUGUUCAGUACUGUAAUGUGGAAGAUGACGAGCUGAGAGAAUAUUGCUUUCAGGCCUUUGAGUCUUUUGUGAGAAGGUGCCCGAAGGAAAUGGACCCUCACAUCCCUAAUGUGAUGGGGUUAUGUUUGAAGUACAUCACCUUUGACCCAAACUACAACUACGAUAAUGAGGAGGAGGAAGAGAUGACGGAAACUGAAAAUGGGGAGGAUGAAGAGCAAGAAAGUGAUGACGAGUACAGCGAUGACGAUGACAUCAGCUGGAAGGUCCGCAGGUCUGCAGCCAAGUGCCUGGAGGCCAUCGUCAGCAGCAGGCACGACCUCCUGCAGGACUUCUACAAAACCCUUUCCCCGGUCUUGAUAAGCAGAUUCAAAGAGAGGGAGGAGAAUGUCAAAGCUGAUAUCUUCAGUGCUUACAUCUCCUUGCUGAGGCAAACGCUGCCCAUCCAGAGCUGGCUGCAUGCAGCCGAUGCCUCUGGCAAAGAUGAUGUUCCUCUGAGGAUGCUUCAGAACCAGGUCCCCAACAUUGUCAAGGCCUUGCACAAGCAGCUCAAAGAAAAGAGCAUCAAAUCUCGACAGGGUUGUUUCAGCCUCCUGACGGAAUUGGCCAGUGUCCUUCCCGGUUGCCUAGCAGAUCACAUCCCUGCACUCAUCCCUGGAAUUGUUUUCUCCUUGGCCGAUAAAUCCAGCUCCUCCAACAUGAGGAUCGACACACUGUCCUUCCUUCACGUUCUUCUUUGCAACCAUCAGCCGGAGGUAUUCCAUCCUCAUAUCAAAAGCUUGCUACCUCCUGUUGUGACCUGUAUUGGAGACCCCUUUUAUAAGAUCACUUCCGAAGCCCUGCUGGUUACUCAGCAGCUUGUGAAAGUUAUCAGGCCAUUGGAUAAAUCCUGCACUUUUGAUGCCAAGCCUUACGUGAAGGACCUUUUUCCUGGUACUCUGAAGCGGCUGAAGGCAGCUGACAUUGACCAGGAGGUGAAGGAGCGUGCCAUCUCCUGCAUGGGACAGAUUAUUUACAAUCUAGGAGACCAUUUAAGCACUGAUCUCCAGCCAACCUUGAAGGUAUUUCUCGAGAGGCUCAAAAAUGAAAUCACCAGAUUGACAACAGUCAAGGCAUUAACCUUAAUUGCUAGUUCUCCACUUAAGAUAGAUUUGAGACCCAUCCUAGGAGAAGGUUUCCCCAUUCUAGCUUCCUUCUUGAGAAAGAAUCAACGUGCCUUGAAGCUGAGUACCCUGACUGCCCUAGACAUCCUGGUGAAGAACUACAGUGACAGCCUCAAGCCUGCCAUGAUAGAGUCUGUCCUGACAGAGCUCCCUGCUUUAAUCACUGAGAACGACAUGCAUGUUUCCCAGGUGGCUGUCAUGUUCCUUACUACUUUGGCACAGGUUUAUCCCUCCUGCAUCUCCAAGAUCAGCGGCUCAGUUCUUGCUGAAAUCCUGCAGCUCAUCCAUUCGCCUUUGCUUCAGGGAGGGGCUCUGAACGCCAUUAUAGACUUCUUCCAUGCUCUGGUGCUGACGAAGGCAGCCCCCAUGGGGUACGCGGAGCUGCUGAAGCAGCUGACUGCACCCAUUUACUGCUCCGGUGCACCUGCGGCUCCAACGUUACACAAACAGGCUUAUUAUUCUGUUGCGAAGUGUGUGGCAGCCCUGUCCUCAGCCUGCCCCAAGGAAGCCCCUGCAACAGUGAACCGGUUUAUCCAGGAUGUAAAGACCUCCAAGUCAAGCUCUGCUGUGAAGGUGCUGGCUUUCCUCUCGCUGGCAGAGAUGGGGCGCACCACCAACCUCAGUGCUCAGCGGGAGCUCAAAACUGUCAUCCUGGAAGCAUUCACGUCCAGCAGCGAAGAGGUGAAAUCCGCUGCUUCCUACGCGCUAGGGAACGUCAGCGUUGGGAAUCUUAAGGAGUAUCUUCCCUUCAUGCUGAAAGAGAUUGGGAGCCAGCCCAAGAGGCAGUACCUCCUGCUGCACUCUCUGAAAGAAGUGAUCAGUGCCUCCCCGGCCGACGGCCUCAAACCCUACGUGGAGGAUAUCUGGGCUCUGCUUUUCAAGCACUGUGAGUGCACAGAGGAGGGGACGCGCAAUGUGGUGGCCGAGUGCUUGGGGAAGCUGACUCUGGUGAAUCCCUCUGAGCUGCUGCCCAGGCUGAAACACCAGCUGCCAUCAGGCUCUCCCCAUGCCCGGAGCACAGUGGUGACUGCAGUCAAAUUCACAAUUGCAGACCAACCUCAGCCCAUCGAUGCUCUCCUGAAAGGCUGCAUAGGUGACUUCUUAAAAACCCUCCAGGACCCGGACUUGAACGUUCGACGCGUGGCUUUAGCCUUGUUUAAUUCUGCUGCUCACAACAAACCGUCUCUGAUCCGCGAUCUGCUCCCUGCCGUUCUCCCCAGCCUCUACAACGAAACGAAGGUCCGACGGGAGCUCAUCCGGGAGGUAGAAAUGGGGCCAUUCAAGCACAUGGUGGAUGAUGGCCUUGACGUGAGGAAAGCUGCUUUCGAAUGCAUGUACACGCUGCUGGAAAGCUGCCUCGACCGACUGGAUAUCUACGAGUACCUGAACCACGUGGAGGAUGGACUGAAGGAUCACUAUGACAUUCGGAUGCUGACUUUCAUCAUGCUGGCUCGGCUGUCCACGCUCUGCCCCAGCGCCGUGCUGCAGCGACUUGAGAGGCUGGUUGAGCCACUCCGGGCAACCUGCUCCACAAAGGUUAAAGCUGGUUCCGUGAAGCAGGAGUUUGAGAAGCAGGACGAACUGAAGCGAUCCGCCAUGAGAGCUGUGGCUGCUCUCCUGACCAUCCCUGAAGUAGAGAAAAGUCCAGUGAUGGCUGAGUUUUCAUCUCAGAUCAGAUCCAGUCCUGAAAUGGCAUCGCUCUUUGAGAGCAUUCAGAAGGAUUCUGCCUCCCUCUCCACCUCAGAGUCGAUGGACAUGAGCUAAGGUCUGCCCAUUUACUCCACCUUCCUGCCCUUCCUGUGCACUAACCCAACAGAUACCCUGAUGGGAUGAGGACGUUGAGGACAAGGAACACCAUAGAGCUGGGCUCUGCUGCAGCAGCCACUUUUAAGUCACUGGGCACUGAUAGGAGAAAAAGUCUGGUCCCUGCAGCACCAGACACCUCGCUGGCUGCAGGGAGACACAGGAGAGGAGGGAACUGAACCAUCCUUACACAGGGGAGGGCUGAGGAGAGGAGUAUCUUGUGUUUUUAAGGGGUGUACAAAGUAAUUGAAAUUAAGAAUGGUUCUGUGCAAAAU
Molecule: messenger RNA, 4168 nt
Organism: Neopsephotus bourkii (Bourke's parrot)
Lineage: Eukaryota; Metazoa; Chordata; Aves; Psittaciformes; Psittacidae
Product: cullin-associated NEDD8-dissociated protein 1-like
Exons: 16
Coding region: 279-3854 (1191 amino acids)
Biological process (GO): SCF complex assembly; protein ubiquitination
Cellular component (GO): nucleus
Source: RefSeq, a predicted model, not a curated record